This is a messenger RNA of Symbiodinium sp. CCMP2456, 1670 nucleotides long. NCBI's taxonomy places the organism in Eukaryota, Dinophyceae, Suessiales, Symbiodiniaceae. The record is from the annotation of a GenBank genome assembly.
GUGUCCAGCUUCGUGGCCGGAGAGCUUAGCUACUACCAGACCAGCAGCCAGGUGACCUCGGCCAUUUCCUCCGCUUUGUCGAGUUAUGACAACAGCUCUCAAGUCGACAACAAAAUCAUUACGGCCCUUUUGGACUUCUACACAAGGGCCGAGGUGGACCAGGCCAUCGCCAACGUCGAUUUCUCGGGCUACUACACUUCUGCACAAACAAACCAGGAGAUCGCCGACGCCAUCGCCGGGCUGGUGGGCGUCUACGUGCGCUGGACGGAGCUUCAGGCUCCGAUCAUCAACGAGAUCAACAUUGCGCUGCUCGACUAUGACACCUCGAGCGAGGUGGAUAGCAAGAUUUCCGGGGCAGGCUUCCUUGACCAAACCACAGGAGACGCUCGCUACUUGGUGCGUGCGCCGGCCCCGGAGUCGGGACAGACUUUCAACUUGGUGCAGGAGCAGUUCACGCCACGCAUCGUGCGCAAUCUGUUGCUCCGGCAGCCGCUGGCCGGGGCCGGCAUACUCGGCAACUUUAGCACCCUGGAACUCACCUGCGACUGCUACUCUAAGAGCGAGAGCGACUCGCGGUACCUGAGCCCCACCGACCUGGGCUCUCUGGACGCUCGCUACUUCCCAAACAAUGGGGGGCCCGAAGGUAACGGAAUCUUCAAUCUCAUCCAAACUCAGUUUACCCCCAAAAUUGCGCAAAGCGAUGGGCGGUACCCUUUGCUCGCCAACUUCAACAGUUUGGGUACCACGGUCAAUUCUUUGUCCACUCGCGUGACUGACAUAGAGAACAACGGAGGUAUCGCCCCCACCACCGAUCUGACGGUAAACAGCGUCACGGCGAGCACUUUCCUGGACACCCCCGAGCUGCGGAGCUCAGCGGGAGAUCUGCAGGUCCAGAACGCCCUGGUGACCACGGCGGCCACGGGGCCUUUCAACUCCAACUCCACCAUCACGGCCAACGGCCUCAUCUCGGCAAACGGCGGCUUGGCCGUCGCGGGCAUCACCACCUCGGACAGCGUGGAGCUCACCACGGAGCUGCGCAGCCCCAUCAUGAAGGCACGGCCCACGGACGACUACCUGACCAUCACCGGCGGCACCCAGGGCAUCUACGUGAACACAGGCGCCGUCUACAUGGGCGGGGCGCUGGUGGCAGAUCCUGGUCUGGUGACCACCAGCAGUUGGCUGCAACUCGUCGGGGGAACACUGGGCGUGCAGCACCAGUGCGAGACGAUGCAGGUUUUGGGCAACCAGCCCAUCGUCACCGCGGAGGUGACAAACACCUCAGGCACUGGAUUUGCGCGGCUGCGGCUCCUGGCCAACGGCGGGAUCGGCGGCGCGGACUUGGAGGUCGCCUCCAGCGGCGGCUGCACGCUGGCCAGCAUCAACCAGACGAUUAGCUUCACAAACGUCAGCGGGGGCUUCAGCUCUGCCAACGUGAUCAUCUACCCGCAGAGCAACGCGAGCCUCCCCGGCUGGAUGGUCGCCACCUACGGCUUCACGGAGGCAUCGGACCAGCGGGUUAAAACCAACGUGCGGGCGAUCAAGAACCGGGACAUGGUCGAAAUUUUCGACAACGUCCAGCCCAAGAUCUACGACCGCUCGGACAGCGAGCAAAAGGACCAGAUUGGCUUCAUCGCCCAGGAGGUGCAGGCCGCCGGGAAGCUGGGGCCCCU